Molecule: messenger RNA, 2335 nt
Organism: Heterocephalus glaber (naked mole-rat)
Lineage: Eukaryota; Metazoa; Chordata; Mammalia; Rodentia; Bathyergidae
Source: RefSeq, a predicted model, not a curated record
UGGCACUUCCUAUUGGUCACAUCGAAUAACGCUUGGCCAAUAGGAGACUCUGUUGUUACAGUCCCGCCUCCACAGCUGUCAUGGCUGCGGCCAGUGAUCAAGAAGGUGUAAGGAAAAGCGAUGCUGGGCUUUUUGUCCGCGCGACAAGCAGGUUUGGAGGACCCUCGUCGCUUCCGGAGAGCAGAGUCCACACGGAGGGUUUUGGGACUGGAAUUAAACAAAGACAGAGAUGUUGAAAGAAUCCACAGUAGUGGAGUUAACACCCUUGACAUUGAACCUGUUGAAAGGAGAUACAUGUUAUCAGGUGGUUCAGAUGGUGUGAUUGUACUUUAUGACCUUGAGAACUCCAGCAGACAACCUUAUUACACAUGUAAAGCAGUGUGCUCCGUUGGCAGAAACCAUCCUGAUGUUCACAAAUACAGUGUGGAGACUGUUCAGUGGUAUCCUCAUGACACAGGCAUGUUUACAUCAAGCUCAUUUGAUAAAACUCUGAAAGUAUGGGAUACAAAUACAUUACAAACUGCAGAUGUAUUUAAUUUUGAGGAAACAGUUUAUAGCCAUCAUAUGUCUCCAGUUGCCACCAAGCACUGUUUAGUAGCAGUUGGUACUAGAGGACCCAAAGUACAACUUUGUGACUUAAAAUCUGGAUCCUGUUCGCACAUUCUACAGGUUGUAUUUGCAGGUCACAAACAAGAAAUAUUGGCAGUUUCCUGGUCACCACGAUAUGAUCAUAUCUUGGCAACUGCCAGUGCUGACAGUAGAGUAAAAUUAUGGGAUGUGAGGAGAGCAUCAGGAUGUUUGAUUACUCUUGAUCAAAAUAAUGGAGAAAAGUCACAAGCUGCUGAAUCAGCAAACACUGCUCAUAAUGGGAAAGUUAAUGGCUUAUGUUUUACAAGCGAUGGGCUUCACCUCCUAACUGUUGGUACAGAUAAUCGAAUGAGGCUCUGGAAUAGUUCCAGUGGAGAAAAUACACUAGUAAACUAUGGAAAAGUUUGUAACAACAGUAAAAAAGGAUUGAAAUUCACUGUUUCCUGUGGCUGCAGUUCAGAAUUUGUUUUUGUCCCAUAUGGUAGCACCAUUGCUGUUUAUACAGUUUACUCAGGAGAACAGAUAACUAUGCUUAAGGGACAUUAUAAAAGUGUUGACUGCUGUGUAUUUCAGUCAAAUUUCCAGGAACUUUAUAGCGGUAGCAGAGACUGUAAUAUUCUUGCCUGGGUACCAUCCUUAUAUGAACCACUUCCUGAGGAAGAUGAGCUAAUUCCAGAAAGUUACAGAAACACCCUGAGCAACAGCAGCAUGACUAAAACCAAGUCACGGUUAAAUCCAGCUUUUGAAGAUGCCUGGAGCAGCAGUGAUGAGGAAGGAUGACUGUCAGCCUUGAGGACCUUUGUGUCUCUAACAAUGAAACUUUUUAAACAGCACUGUUCGUGUGGAGGGUUUUUUAACUGUUUCUUCUAUUCCUAAAAAUUAAAUUAGUCUUGAAUUUGGGUGAUAUUUUUCAUUGAGGUUUUAAAAUGAGGUUAAUAUUUGUAUGAAAUCCUAAACAGACCUCUAGGCAUCUAUUUAAUCAAAACUGGUCCCAUUGAUCCUGCCAUCGCCAGGCAGCCCCCAUUGCUACAGUGUGAGAACAGAAGUUGUUGUGUCUCAGCUAGGGUCUUGAGCUAAUCACAUGAAUGUAAAACACAGUCUGAGAGGAUCACCAGGUGGAGGUUAUCGGCACCCACUUUCUCCAACUGGCUGUACCAUCGACCUGCUUAUUUCCACCUCCAAGGAUGAUUUUAUGAAGGAUUACCACAUAAAACAAUGAUAGUUGAAAAAGUAGCAUUGAAAUUAUGUGUCCUUUUUAAUUUCCUUAUUACAUUUCUUUUUCUCGAUUUUUAUUUUUUAUUAGUACAUGCUUGUAGUACAUAAUGAUCACAUUCCGUAUGGGGAGUUGGUAUAUAUACUGUAUGUAACACAUCUUAAUUACCCCCAUCUCUUGGUCCCCUUACCAUUUGCAAAAGACCUCCCUACUUCCUUUCUGUAUCUUUCCUUCUUAUUCAUGUAUUCACAUUUUAUAAUGAUUUCCUUUAGCUGACCAUCAUGUACCUGCAUGUUGAACAGUUUUGGGCUCAAUGUCUUCUACAAUCCAAACAGUAUACUGUGGGGAGGUCUUUAAUUUAUGGACAGUCCCGUGUUUGCUUCAUUUUAACAUCAGAGAGCAGUCUGUGUACUCAUGCUUGAACUCUCUUUCUGUGAAACUUUUUAAGAUAUAACCAAGUCCUGCCUCAUUCAUCCAAGCAGAAAAUGUCUGGCAUAAACAUGAAUGUCAUCAUAAAAUUUCUUUUGUAUUCUC